AACAAAGAGAAACUUAGAGCCGUAGCGAAGAAAAGAAGAGGUUGGAUCGAUUGAAAGCAUGAGUUCUUCAAGGGAGCGAAAGAAAGCAGCUCUGUAUAAAGAGCUUCGGGCCGCCACGAAAUCCACCGCUAUGAACAAAGCUUCAAUUAUAGUUGAUGCAUCCAAAUACAUCCAGGAGUUGAAGCAGAAAGUGGACACAUACAGUCAAGACGUUGGAAGUUCACAAAAUUCAUUAUCACCUGCGGUUACUGUGGAAACCCUAGAAAGGGGUUUUCUUAUUAGUGUAUUAUCAGAAAAGAACUACCCAGGUUUGCUCGUUUCAAUACUAGAAGCCUUUGAAGACCUGGGCCUUGAUGUGCUCGAUGCGAGGGUUUCUUGUACAGAGAAUUUCCAACUGGAAGCGGUUGGAGGAGAAAAUCAAACAGAGGCUGAUAGCAUAGAUGCACAGGUGGUGAAAGAAGCGGUGUUGCAAGCUAUUCAGAACUGGAGCCAGAACUAGUAGCUAGCUCGUGAGCAAAAUUGAUCGCGGUGGUGUGAUCGUACAUAUGUAUAUGUAUGUUCCGCCGGCCAAUCAGCUUUAUCCUUUCUGUCUUUCCUUUUGCUUUCUCCUAGCAAACUGAUUAAGCUGCUGGAACUGUUCAUCAAGCAGUGUCAAUCUUCUGCUUAUAAUAAAUCAAAGCUAGCUAGACCCGAGCUGCCGAUCGAGCGCUACAAAAGUAUCAAACAGUUUAAGCUGACAGUAGCAAUGAUAGAGAGCAAAACUGUACGUUGAGACAAUUUACUACUCCAUUUUUAUUUCUCUUGUUAAUCAACAUGCUGUAACAUAUAUAUAAUAUGGCUAAAUGGCAUGUAUCGUUCAUGGAUCGGAUUAAAACUAUAGAACAAUGA
Argentina anserina (silverweed cinquefoil) is the source of this 888-nucleotide messenger RNA. RefSeq lists its product as uncharacterized. The record is from RefSeq and is a predicted model, not a curated record. The transcript is spliced from 4 exons. Bases 59 to 499 code for a protein of 146 amino acids. Gene Ontology annotation, cellular component: nucleus. Lineage: Eukaryota; Viridiplantae; Streptophyta; Magnoliopsida; Rosales; Rosaceae. Gene Ontology annotation, molecular function: sequence-specific DNA binding; protein dimerization activity; DNA-binding transcription factor activity. Gene Ontology annotation, biological process: regulation of DNA-templated transcription.